Lycium barbarum (goji berry) is the source of this 471-nucleotide messenger RNA. RefSeq names its product secreted RxLR effector protein 161-like. The coding region runs from base 1 to 471 and encodes 156 amino acids. The record is from RefSeq and is a predicted model, not a curated record. The transcript has a single exon. NCBI's taxonomy places the organism in Eukaryota, Viridiplantae, Streptophyta, Magnoliopsida, Solanales, Solanaceae.
AUGUUUCUCAUGAACUAUACUCGGCCUGAUAUAGCUUAUGUUGUUAGUAGAUUGGGUAGAUAUACUCAUAAUCCCAGUAGGGAACAUUGGAAUGCUCUUCAUCGUUUGUUAAGGUAUUUGAGAGGUACUAUGGAUUGGUGUUUGCAUUUUAAUAAAUUUCCUGCUGUUUUAGAAGGCUUUUGUGAUGCAAACUGGGUAACUGACAAUGACGAAGUUGGCUCUACUAGUGGCUAUGUGUUUACUUUGGGUGCAGGUGCUAUUUCUUGGAAGUCCUCCAAACAGACUUGUAUAGCACGUUCUACUAUGGAGUAUGAGUUUAUUGCUCUUGAGUUGGUAGGGCAAGAAGUUAAGUGGUUGAGAAACCUUUUGGCAGAUGUGCCAUUGUGGGGAAGACAAGCUUCACCAGUCUCCUUACAUUGUGAUUUACAGGCGGCAAUUGGGAUUGCUAAGAACAGUGUAUACAAUGGAUAA